Messenger RNA from Harmonia axyridis, 1131 nucleotides. It is a transcript of the gene Ttc19, whose product is annotated as tetratricopeptide repeat protein 19 homolog, mitochondrial. The record is from RefSeq and is a predicted model, not a curated record. The coding region runs from base 75 to 1112 and encodes 345 amino acids. The transcript has 3 exons. Gene Ontology annotation, cellular component: mitochondrial inner membrane. Gene Ontology annotation, molecular function: protein binding. Gene Ontology annotation, biological process: mitochondrial respiratory chain complex III assembly. NCBI's taxonomy places the organism in Eukaryota, Metazoa, Arthropoda, Insecta, Coleoptera, Coccinellidae.
GGGGCAUAGAUAAACUAGUUCUAGUCAGAUUAGUUUGUCUAUGUCUGUAGGGUAGUCUGAUAUUUGACUGAAAAAUGUUGCGAUAUAUUAUAAAAUUGAUUCCAGCGACUCUUAAAUUUCAAUACAUUCGUAAUUAUGGAGCUGAAUCUAAAAAAAUUACAAAAGCAUUUCUGAGGUAUUCAUCUAUUUCCUUCAAAAACAAGAAUAAGUCAUAUUAUGAAAGCCCACCAGCAUUCUUUGGAAUAUGGGGUAUAAAUAUUUUAACUUGGCUUGGAUUUACUUCCGGAGAUGAAGAGAAAGAAUCUGAGUUGAUUAAGAUAUUGAAGAGAGCAGUUCUCUGCAUGAAGAAGGAACAGUAUAAUGCCGCCGAGCAACUAUUACAUCUUGCAUUAAAAAUUGCACAGGAGCAGCAAAAUGAACAAGGAAUUAUCUAUUGUUUCGAUUUAAUGGCUAACUUGGCGCUUGAACAACUAAUUUUUGAUAAGGCAGAAAAGCUAUUUGUGGCAGUGCUGCAAAUUUUACUUAGUAAAGGAGUACAACAAAAUGAUUUAAAAGUAAUACAUAUAAGUCUAAAAUUAGCUAGAAUAGCUCAGUUGAAAGCUGAAAUGGAAAAAGCUGAAUUAGGCUAUCAGUGGUGUCUUGAAAAAAUUAAAGAACAGAAAAUAGACAAUCUUGAUGCUCAAGUACUUUCUGGGGUUAUACAAGACUGGUAUGCUCAGUUUCUUCUUGAUAAAGGGGAUACUGAAAAAGCUUUAACUUUUCUAAAAGGAGCAUAUGAAGUAUGUGAAGAAACAAUGGGUUCACAUAAUGAAAAAUCAAUGCUUCUCUUAAAUGAUUUAGGUAUAACAAGUUUCAGAGCUGGGGAUAUGGUAAAUGCUGAAAAUUAUUUGAAUAAGGGUAUAAAGAUUGGUCAUAAAGUUGAUGAUCAAACGCAUGUAGGAGUAUUACAUGCAAAUCUAGGACUUGUGUUAUUACAUCAAGGUAUCAUCAAACAAGCAGAGAAGUAUUGUGUGGAAGCUUUAAAACUAGGUACAAAAAAUAAAAAUGACGAGACCAUAGGACAAGCAAACUACUGUUUUGAGCAAAUAAAAUUAAUCUUGGAAAACAAAUAAAAAUUUAAUAUAGAUUUUA